AUGGCCCCAACAAAAGGCCCAGCCAAGGGCAAAUCGUCCACCAAAGGCGACUCGAAAAAUAAAAAGGUACUCGGCGCAAAAGUCAACAAGAAGAAUGUGAAGCGACCUCCGCCGAAAGAAGUAAAAACCAAGGCUCGCACUGAGAAAAGCCAACUCAAGAAGACGAAAAAGAGAGAGUACACAGAGGCGGAGUUGGACCUUCCCAAAUUGAACAUGAUUACGCCCGUCGGAGUUGUGAAUCCCAAGGGGAAGAAGAAGGGCAAGACGUUCUGUGAUGAUCCGGAGGCGAUGAUGACAAUUUUUGCCAUGGUUAAUGCGGAGAAAGAGGGACAGAUCGAGUCUAAGAUUAUGAAGGCCCGGCAACUAGAGGAGAUUCGUGAGGCGAAGAGGAAGGAGGCGGAGGCCCGACAGUCGGAGAAGAAAUCCAAGCUGGAGGAUGUGAAGGAGUCGAUUCGGCAAAAGCGCAAGGGAAACGGCAGCAAUACUGAAGAAAAAAAGUCGAAGGAUGCCGCAAAGGCAGACGACUCCGGGUCAAAAUCGAAAUCAGGUGGAAAGAGGAAAAGCGUCGCGUUCGCUUAA
Aspergillus calidoustus is the source of this 579-nucleotide messenger RNA. The record is from the annotation of a GenBank genome assembly. NCBI's taxonomy places the organism in Eukaryota, Fungi, Ascomycota, Eurotiomycetes, Eurotiales, Aspergillaceae.